AUGCCACCAAGGCAUCUCCCCGACCCCACCAGUGCCCACACUAUCCCCCACCAAGGCAUCUCCCCGACCCCACCAGUGCUCACACUAUCCCCCACCAAGGCAUCUCCCCGACCUCACCAGUGCUCACACUAUCCCCCACCAAGGCAUCUCCCCGACCUCACCAGUGCUCACACUAUCCCCCACCAAGGCAUCUCCCCGACCUCACCAGUGCUCACACUAUCCCCCACCAAGGCAUCUCCCCGACCCCACCAGUGCUCACACUAUCCCCCACCAAGGCAUCUCCCCGACCUCACCAGUGCUCACACUAUCCCCCACCAAGGCAUCUCCCCGACCUCACCAGUGCUCACACUAUCCCCCACCAAGGCAUCUCCCCGACCUCACCAGUGCUCACACUAUCUCCCACCAAGGCAUCUCCCCGACCUCACCAGUGCUCACACUAUCCCCCACCAAGGCAUCUCCCCGACCUCACCAGUGCUCACACUAUCCCCCACCAAGGCAUCUCCCCGACCUCACCAGUGCUCACACUAUCCCCCACCAAGGCAUCUCCCCGACCUCACCAGUGCUCACACUAUCCCCCACCAAGGCAUCUCCCCGACCUCACCAGUGCUCACACUAUCCCCCACCAAGGCAUCUCCCCGACCUCACCAGUGCUCACACUAUCCCCCACCAAGGCAUCUCCCCGACCCCACCAGUGCUCACACUAUCCCCCACCAAGGCAUCUCCCUGACCUCACCAGUGCUCACACUAUCCCCCACCAAGGCAUCUCCCCGACCUCACCAGUGCUCACACUAUCUCCCACCAAGGCAUCUCCCCGACCUCACCAGUGCUCACACUAUCCCCCACCAAGGCAUCUCCCCGACCUCACCAGUGCUCCCACUAUCCCCCACCCCCAUGUCUGACUCCUCUGGAGUUGGAUUUGCUUGA
Messenger RNA from Apodemus sylvaticus (European woodmouse), 924 nucleotides. RefSeq lists its product as uncharacterized. The transcript has a single exon. Bases 1 to 924 code for a protein of 307 amino acids. The record is from RefSeq and is a predicted model, not a curated record. NCBI's taxonomy places the organism in Eukaryota, Metazoa, Chordata, Mammalia, Rodentia, Muridae.